AUGAACCAAAACCCUAUUGAGGUUGGCAGUGAUAUGUCGAGAGAAGCAACAGACUGCAACGAGCAGGAAGCUACUGUGGACACGUACGGCAGAGAUAGUAGGCUCUGCAGCGACGUACCAAGCCCACUACAUAUCAAGAAGCGAUUCUCAGUCCAGCCGGACGAUAGUGACCACGAUAUUUGGUCACGAAGCUCUGUCGCCAACGUGGCUUCAAACGCAGGAAUAGCGAGCCCGCCGGAACAGCCUGGAGACGACAGCCCCUUGACGAUUCCAAAGAGGCGAGCCGACGGAAACAGAUGGGCCGCGGCCCAGGUUAUCAGCCGCGGUUCUGGUUCAGCCAUCGCCGUUCCUUCCAAACAUGACAGACAUGCUCCUAGGCCAACGCGGACACCAGAAGGUGUUUGCUUGCGCCAGGCCGACCGCGAUGCUACCCUGUUGGCCGGCGCCUCGAUGGUUGAACAGCAGCGAGCCACAUCCUUAACAAACCCAUGCCAGCUGAAGAACGCCGCCUGCCGUCUUCUUUCACCCCGGUCAAAACGAUCCAGCCUGGUACUUCCAAUACAACAGUACUCUUCGGGGGAUACUGAAGGCUCUGGCAGCGACAAGGCCUGUUUCAUGGUAGAGCCGGUUCUACCAGCCACACCUGAUCCUCCUCGGAGACCGAAAUCGGCGUUUGAGCCUAUGUCGCAUCCUGCUCUCUUGCCGACCUGGUACCACUCAGACGCCGACAGGCCGACGACUCAAGUCUCAUGGCUUCAGACAUCUCGGCCAAAGGACUGUGCUUCUUCUCCAAAUCCUUCACUGCUCCAGACGCCGAUUCUCGCUCCUCACAUCUUCGUAUACCCUGAAACACCCUCACUCGAUGAGGAGACCCUCAGCUUUUGGGCGGCUGUAGUACUGUCCACCCGGAUUUGCCAGGCCGGUGCUGUUGUCCAACAUAUUCAUGACACUGGGAAAGGAUCCGGUUCACCAUCUGCAGUUACACGGUAUGGCUACUUGUACGACGUCUCUCUGGAGAUCCUGCCAACCAGUCAGAGUGCACUCAUCGAAGUUCUUGACGACCCGGAAUGCAUGAACCCAGCACGCCAAAAUCCCGACGACCUGAUACAGGACCUAGAACACCAUUUGGCUGGCGUCGAGACAGAGUAUCUGCAAAUCCGGGUGAAGUAUCGACAUUCUGCGUUUCCUGGAAGCACUGUACUGGCAGCAGGAAUGAGUGAACCAGGAGUCAAACCUGACGUGGGUGCUGAAGGCGUUGUCAACGUAGAAACCAUCCUGCAAACCAUGGCGACUGCCACCAUCCGACGACACACCUCGUCGUCUUUGUGGUCUUGGCGCCCAAUAGGCGAGGAUGACAGCAGCCCCUUUUUUGAGAUGCUCGCUUCUCACUAG
Thermochaetoides thermophila DSM 1495 is the source of this 1392-nucleotide messenger RNA. RefSeq lists its product as uncharacterized. The record is from RefSeq and is a predicted model, not a curated record. NCBI's taxonomy places the organism in Eukaryota, Fungi, Ascomycota, Sordariomycetes, Sordariales, Chaetomiaceae. The coding region runs from base 1 to 1392 and encodes 463 amino acids. The transcript is spliced from 4 exons.